Ceutorhynchus assimilis (cabbage seed weevil) is the source of this 1344-nucleotide messenger RNA. The record is from the annotation of a GenBank genome assembly. Lineage: Eukaryota; Metazoa; Arthropoda; Insecta; Coleoptera; Curculionidae.
GGCGGGAGCUUUCAAAAAAUUAGGUUAGUUGUUUUGUUUAUGUUUUUGUACCAACUACCAAAGCAAAUCCUUUUCUGUUUCUGCGAUUCAAAUUUGAGUUUUGUCCACCUUGAAAAUGUUUUUUCAUUUUGUAGAAGAAUAUUAAAGGAACUGCAAAUUGUUUCAAGUUAAUGUCCCGUGCUAAAGUUUUCAAAUUAAUCAUGCAAUCACAAAGAAAAACUAGAAGUUCGAAAGUUAUUCCGGUAGUCAACAGUGAGGAAUCUAAGCCCACACUUGAUUUAUCACAAUUUAAAUCAAAACCAAAGAAAACUCUGCCUUCCUCUGUUAUCAAGCAACAAAUUAAAAAAGAAGAAGGGGAUAUUGAUAUUGAAAGUAAGCCGAGUACAUCAAAAACAGCUAAAGCUGAGCAAGUUGUUACCAAGAAAGAGAAAAUUAUUGAAAAUAAACCCAGCACAUCAAAAACAACUAAAACAAAACGAGAACAUAUCAAAGUUGAAUAUGACGAGGAAGUAACAGGAACUUCGCCUAAGAAAAUCUCAAAAUCUAUGCCCAACAAUUGGGAGAAAGUUCUAGAAAACUUGAGGCAGAUGCGUAAAAAUUUUGAUGCACCAGUAGACACCAUGGGCUGUGAUAAGUGUUCAGAUGAUGCAGCAAGUCCAGAAGUAAUAAGGUACCAAGCCCUCCUGUCUUUAAUGCUGAGUAGUCAAACUAAAGACCAAGUAACUCAUGCAGCAAUGCUGAGAUUAAGAGAACAUGGUUGUACUGUUGAUAAUAUUCUUGCUACAUCAGAUGAAGAUUUGGGAAAGCUGAUCAUUCCGGUAGGAUUUUGGAAAAGUAAAGUGAAAUAUAUCAAAAAAACUACAGAGAUAUUAAAGCAACAGUACAACGGUGAUGUACCCCGUACUGUGGAAGAUUUAUGUAAACUUUCGGGGGUUGGCCCAAAAAUGGCACAUCUGUGCAUGAAAACUGCCUGGGGACAAAUUACAGGGAUUGGUGUUGAUACUCAUGUUCACAGAAUUUCCAAUAGGCUUGGCUGGGUUAAUUCAAAAACUCCCGAAGAAACCAGGAAGGCUUUGGAAGGUUGGCUUCCGUUCGAUCUGUGGAGCGAAGUUAAUCAUUUAUUAGUGGGUUUUGGACAGCAAGUUUGUUUGCCGAUUAAACCGCAAUGUUUGUCUUGUCUUAAUCGGGAUUUGUGUCCUUAUGGCAAAAAAAUAAAGAAGUAGUAAUAAGUAAACUUGAUUACAGAUUUAUUAUUUUUCUUCUCUGUUUUAAUGGAAUAUAUUAUUGUUCUGUUCUUAUAAUUAUUAUUAUUUCUGGAAUUAUUCUCACCUAGAAAAAGGAUAA